This is a messenger RNA of Ilyonectria robusta, 3225 nucleotides long. Its product is annotated as heterokaryon incompatibility protein-domain-containing protein. The transcript has a single exon. Bases 1 to 3225 code for a protein of 1074 amino acids. The record is from RefSeq and is a predicted model, not a curated record. Lineage: Eukaryota; Fungi; Ascomycota; Sordariomycetes; Hypocreales; Nectriaceae.
AUGGCACCAAACGAAGCAGAAUUCCUGUCAAGCGGAUAUGAGCUGGAGCAACUAUCACCCAAAGGCGUCAAAGAUAUAAGGAAGGUGUUUGAGCAGGGCAAUUCAACAUCGACUCCCAACUACAAAUCCAUGACGAACACCAGCAAUUCACCAGCAUUCUCGAAUCCUUCCACGCCACGUUCGAGUGUGAAUCUUCCAAGAAACGCACCUGGAAGGCCCUCAAAGCCCGCCAAGUUUAAGAGCAAGCCUCAUAUGCCACCGUCUGUCCCACCUCCCUCUAUUCCACCUCGUUCUUUUCCACCGCCGCCUCCACCUUGUCGUCCGCGUCCACCGCCGCCUCUACCUUGCCGUCCGCGUUCAUUGCCCGAUCAUUCUAGCGCUUCCGACACGCGCUCCGCGUCAGUCUCAUCGCUAGGGACUCAAGAUCCUCCCCCCACUCUUGAACCUAUUCAACGACCUUCCAACCGAUUCAGCAGCAUCUUCAAGUCCGGCCCUCUCUGCAGGGUGUGCACCAAGAUCAAUUUCAGUCAAUUUGACCCGAAUACCAUCUCCUCGAACCAAGAUGGCGAACAAUACUCUAUUGAACUGAAGCAUCUUCUCAAGGAGCGAAAGACAUGCAGCUUCUGCGGGUUACUCUUCCAGGCCCUUUGCCUGCCCGAAAAUGACCCCUUGCGUGAUAAAGAUCUGCAGACAACCAUCAAGGAGGAUAAGAGCUUCCCCCAGAACGAUCAAGUCAACUUCGAAACAUGGGCCCAGGUGCGCGAGAAUAUAUGGAGCACGAAGAAUAAUGCAUUCCUCAUCAAGAAGGACUCUCGUUGGCCGUUUGGUGGGCACACAAAAGAUAGCUUCGAGAUGCAAGCACGGAUGAAAAUCACCAAGAAGACUAAGAAAAACAAGAUUAAAGCCUUCGAAGAGUCGAAUACGGAGACGGAUGUUGAUUCUAAUGCUGAGAUGGAGAUCAAACGCAACGUCGAAAUUUCGACCAACGUCGAGUUUCAGGAAUCACACGGCCUGGACAUCAAUUCCCGAGUAGUCGGCGAAGGGGCCAAGAAAGCCUUUCGAGUGGCCGAGGAGUUCGACAAUAAUGAAGAACGCACACGAUGGUACACGUUCAUCCGCGAGAUGAUCCCAGACCCAGCCUUCUUCAACGAGAUGGAGAAGAAGAAAGUUCCCGCCGCACUCUGGAUAAUUGUGUAUGGCGCGUCGCACAAAAACUCGGGAGUCAUGGAAGUCACUGUUUUCGGCUGCAGUAAGCGUAUCACCCACGUCUUGAAGACGCUGAGCCACUUUCGACUCCGUGUUGCCUCGCCAGAGGUCUACACGGAAGACCAGAGUCUCCGCUACGGCAAGAUUAUCAACAAGACCAAGAUUGAUAUGGAGCUUUGUCGGAAAUGGGUGGAUCACUGCCGGAAUAAACAUGGGGAUACAUGCAACAAACCCAAAUGGUCAAAGACCCUUCAGAGGCCGACGGGAACCGACUUCAGGCUCAUCGACGUGUUAAAGAUGGCAAUUGUUGAGCCGAAUAAGAUGACAACUCAAUACAGCUACGCCGCUUUGUCAUAUGUCUGGGGACCUGAACAGCACUCGAAGGGCAUUGAGUGUUUGAAAAGCACCAACAAAUCUGACCUCUUCAAGCCUAUGAGUCUCAGUGGUAAACGUGUUGGGAACGUCAUUGCGGAUGCAAUGGAGAUUACACGCAAGCUUGGACUGCGCUAUCUUUGGGCCGAUCGUCUUUGCAUCCUACAGCAUCAACAGAACGACAAGGAAGAACAACUACAGCAAAUGGAUCGAAUUUACGGCAGCGCUGUGGUCACCAUCGCCGCUGCGUCUUGUAAUCAUCUCGAUGAGCCUAUCGUCGGUGUCACCACAGAGCGUUCCGUCACCCAACUCGCCGAGCAAGUAACAGCGGACCCUCAGAUCAAUGUACUCGUGCCUUGUAAACGCAAUACAAGUUUGAGACCGUGGUCGACAAGGGCCUGGACUCUGCAGGAGAAAUUGCUGUCUAAACGACUUCUCGUCUUCCACGACGGGAUGGUUGACUUCUACUGCUCUUGUGGCGUUUCUUACGAGGACAUGGCGGCCGAUGACUCCUGCAUUAGCAAACCGCCCCCUCUUGUCGGGUUGUCCGUUGGGCGUCUCGUUUCGUUGACGACACCCGGGCUGCGACUACUACGCUCGCCUGUCUUUGCACAGUACACGUCUUUGAUCGAGCAGUACACGCCGCGGAAGAUGUCAACGACGUCGGAUGCUAUAAACGCUAUAUCAGGCAUGCUUCAAAUUCUCAUCACCAACCAGCAGGACUCGCAGCGAAAGACGCCACCGCUGAGCGGUCUCCCCGAGGAGUUCUUGGACCAGGCGUUGCACUGGCAACCGGCGGCGGGCGAGAACGUCCGCCUCAAGCUACGAGUAACCUCGAACAACUCUGGUAAUACGAGGUUCAUGUUCCCGAGUUGGUCAUGGGCCGCAUGGACAGCCGUUGAAGAUACUGAAGGAUGUGAUGGGGGCGUGCGCUACGAAGCACCGUUUAGAGCCCAGACUGAUGACGAUGGAGGACUGAAGAAAGUUGUUCCAGAUGAAGGAGACAAAGCAGAAGAAUUUAUGAGACCGCUAUUGAAGUGGUACGUGGUGGAUCGGGUUUUUCCUAAUCAGACUCACCCACGCCUUCGACCUUUGAACAAGACUGGCCUCGGCCUCGCCUUGAACAACGACGUCGAUAUCAAAGAGUGGAACAUAUUGGUCAGCGCGGCUACGGGCAACCUAAACUGUAGCAUGCCCUCCCUUGACAACAGCAUAACUAGGCUGCUAACGGACCAACACCUCGUCUUCAGGACGAAAAUCGCCCAGUUCCGCCUCGGGAAGACACGCAUCAGGACCGAUACUACCUGGAAGCGAAACGACACCGGAAAGCUCAUCGUAUCCUCACAGCUCAAGAUACGCGAGACUCCCAUCAUGGGAGGUGGUAUCGAGGUCGGCCGGGUCUGGCUCCCGGACCCGGACGGACACACGCCGGGCCAGCUGCUCUAUGACUUUGCCCUCAUUUCCGAGGCGCAGUACUUUGGCGACGAGGACUGUGUCGAUUUUACGGACUAUCCGCUCUUCAAUGUCAUGCUUCUGAGCCGGGAAGAUGGAGGGCGGCCAUUUGCUCGACGCGAGGCGAUGGGAAGGCUCACCAAGAAAGCGUGGCGGCUUGUACCAAGUAGAGAGGAGGUUGUUGUUUUGGGAUAG